This is a messenger RNA of Venustampulla echinocandica, 1614 nucleotides long. RefSeq lists its product as uncharacterized. Bases 1 to 1614 code for a protein of 537 amino acids. The record is from RefSeq and is a predicted model, not a curated record. The transcript has a single exon. Gene Ontology annotation, molecular function: protein binding. Lineage: Eukaryota; Fungi; Ascomycota; Leotiomycetes; Helotiales; Pleuroascaceae.
AUGGACGCCGGAAUCACCAUGAUGGAGCUCGAUCCAUCCACAUCCACCUCUCCUCCCUCUCUACUAGAACAGCUCCCCACCGAGAUCCUCCACAAAGUCCUGACCUACCUCAAACCGAACGCCCCCUCCAACACCGAGCUCGAACACCACCUCCGACAUUCCCUACCUGGUAAAUACCCCAGAUAUUACCAAAACUCCCACCGAGCUAUACAAUUCCUAACCCAAUUUCCAGCCGAUCCUAAUCUCAACAACUCCGCCGUCGACGCCCAAAGAAACCUGCUCUCGUGCCUCCUCAUAUCCCGCACAAUCCACGUCGCCACGCUCCCUAUCCUCUACCGCCGCAUCUCCGUCUACAAAUACUCCUGCGUGGUGAAGCUCGCCGCCCAAAUAUCAAGAUACCCACACCUAGGCCAGUAUGUCCGCCGAUUGGAUCUCAAUGGGCUGCAGAAAGACCACAAUGAUCUCGCACCGGCCGGGGAGAAGAGGGGCGAGGUAAUCAGUGCAUUGCUCAUGCAAUCACUCAACUUCAUGCCACGCCUGUGGGAGCUUCGCACACCUGUGGAUUCCAUGGAUGGCUUCGAUUGGCAGCUGCUCGAUUUCCGGGUCCUGCAAAACAUCCUCCGGGGCAAAUUCCAGCAUCUCAGGAUUUUGGAUUGGGGACCAAAGCUCUCGGAUGCUUUCUUGGACUAUCUGGAGAACGAGCCUAUACGGGUUUCGACUUCGAUCACCCAUCUGAAGCUUCGUUGCGAGGACACCAGGAUGACGGGCGUCAUUAAAAGGCUCUUGACAGCCAUGCCCAGCAUCCAGAUUCUGGAUUUCUCAGGCUCAAAUGUCAAGGUUGCCGAUGUCCUCGAGGGCAUCCCUACCAAUGCGCGGUUAACCUCCUUGAAGACCACGCUAAUAUCUUCCGCGGCAUGGUCCGACGUCUCCAGCUUCAUGAACCGUAACCCGAGCAUCUUCGAAGGGCUGAUGGUUCUGGAUCUCUCAAGACAAUGGACGCUCCCACUGGAAAGUCCAGACGACAUCUCGGGGGUUCUGUAUCAACUCCCUCCAAGUCUCCGAUCGCUCAAUCUCAGAAACUGCUCCAUGGAGCCCUCGCACUUGGAUAUCAUCCGAGAACAGUGUCCGAAACUCAUGGAGCUGAGCAUUGGAACCGGCAUCCGCCUCCACGACCUCGAAUCCACAAUCCUGCCCCCACACAUCGAAAAGCACCACGAUGACCAGUACGGCGAAAACAGCAACUCAGACGACAGCCAAGACGACAGCCCUGCCAUCGACGCCCUCUACGGCACGAUCCUAGGCCCCAUGGGCCGCGCAGUAGCACUCUGCAAACUACGCAAACGGCUCAACUCAGUCUCCGUCAACCGCAGCGGCAACAUGCACCACAAAUUCCGGAUGUCAGGCCUCCAAUACCUCGACAUCCGCAGCCUCCCCAUCGAAGAGCAGCGCAAGAUCCGGACAUCCAUCUUGCUGGGGCAGCACUCGCAACCGCUAGGGAUCAUCCAGAUCUCCGGAAGUGAAUUCUUCGAGGACGGCAUGCUCCAUCGUCUUUGCAGUGCCGUGGGCUGGAGAUUCUGCUGGCGUGGUGGACGCGCGUGGAUUGCUCGGAAGUAG